AUGAAAGAGCUGGAAGUGCUGAUUUUGAGGUCCAACCAUCUACAUGGACCUAUUACACAGCAAGAAUUUCCUUGGUUAAAGAUCUUCGACAUAUCUAGCAAUUACUUUUCAGGGUAUCUCCCACAUGAGUUGUUUCGAGGUUUCAAGUCCAUGAUGUCAGGUACCCCGGAGCAUAAAGAUGAGUUAAUUCAAAUGGUCGGGAGGAUCGGGAUUUCGGGACUAAAUUUUCCACUGGAAGUGCUGAAAGUUCCACUCGAAGUGGAGGAAACAAUCAAGGGAGAAUAUCGUUUGUUUAAAGAAGAGGUCAAGAAGGAGUUGAUUAUCAUAGACCUAUCUAGCAAUAAUUUCACAGGCCAAAUUCCUGAAGAGAUAGGGUCCUUGACAUCUUUAUACGUAUUAAACAUUUCUAGAAACCAUCUAGUUGGCUCCAUCCCUGAAUCAUUUGGAAAGUUGCAGCAGAUGGAGUCGUUAGAUCUCUCUCACAACCAGUUAUCUGGAGUUAUACCAGAGGAGCUAUCUGUACUCACAUUUCUUGAAGUCUUGGACCUGUCAUACAAUGACUUGCAUGGGAUGAUACCUCAAGGAAACCAGCUCAGUACUUUUCCGGCAUCUUCUUUUGAAGGAAACCCCAAGCUUUGUGGACCACAGGUGAACAGAUCUUGCUCUCAUGCUGUAGGAGACGGCUCUCAUGCUGGAGCAGAUGGUCUGGUUGAGGAGGAAAACAAGCAAAUAAAAGAGAAGGGAUGGAAGUAUGGAUCAGUAGGAUUCGGUUUUGCAGUUGGGUUGGUGAUCACAACUCUCCCCUUCUUGUUCAUGAACAGAGCAGCAGAUUGGUAUCGGGAUCGAACUGACAGGAUGAUAGACUUCAUCCUUCAGUGGGUUUUCCCUUCUCGAUUUGGUAGGCGUAGGCAUUGA
This is a messenger RNA of Nymphaea colorata (pocket water lily), 915 nucleotides long. Its product is annotated as putative receptor like protein 25. The coding region runs from base 1 to 915 and encodes 304 amino acids. Gene Ontology annotation, molecular function: protein binding. The transcript has a single exon. NCBI's taxonomy places the organism in Eukaryota, Viridiplantae, Streptophyta, Magnoliopsida, Nymphaeales, Nymphaeaceae. The record is from RefSeq and is a predicted model, not a curated record.